Molecule: messenger RNA, 2614 nt
Organism: Morus notabilis
Lineage: Eukaryota; Viridiplantae; Streptophyta; Magnoliopsida; Rosales; Moraceae
Product: BTB/POZ domain-containing protein At5g47800
Exons: 8
Coding region: 599-2407 (602 amino acids)
Source: RefSeq, a predicted model, not a curated record
UUCUUUUUUAGUUGGUGUUUGUCUCUUUGGCUUGCUUGCUUGCUAUCUAGUUGCUAUAACUUGAUCUUAAACAAAAGCCUAUUACAAGCCUGAUCUCUCUCUCUCUCUCUCUCUCUCUCUCUCUCUCUCCGAAGGAGAUAGCUAGCUAGGAUUAAUAUUAUAUUUGCAUGAAACCCAUUUCACGUUGCAUCUCAAAUUCUCGUUCCCACAUGUAUAGGUUCUUGUUUCGGAGUUUUAAGUCCCUCUAUUUUUGGCCUCACUUCAGAAAGUGGUUCUUCUUCUACACCUGUUUUCUUCAAAUUCUGCUGCUUUUGGAGUUUUGAAGAGUAAAGUUGCAGCUUUUUUUUUGCUCUUGGCUAGAAAGAAACCGAAUGACUUUCAAUUAAUAUGUUUGUGUGAUGCAGGUGAACUUUCCUCAGUUAUAAAUUGAAGGGCUUGGAGGGGUCUUUAUAUACAGUAUAAAGGAUAAGAUGAUCAAGAAGAUGGGACCCUUUGAGGGAUGAAAGCUGAGGAAUUAUUUAUAGGAGCAUCUCGCAGUAUUAUGAAGUGAGAAAAUUGUCAAACAUAUACUGAUAGAAAGAAAAUACCAGCUGAGAAAAUGAAGUUCAUGAAAAUUGGGACCAGGCCAGACACCUUCUACACAGAAGAAGCUGUCAGGACUUUGAUCUCAGAUGUACCUAGUGAUCUUUCUAUACAGAUUAACAACAUCAGCUAUCUUCUCCAUAAGCUGCAGUUUUCACUUUUUCCAAGAUGUGGGCUCUUGCAACGCCUGUGCUCGGAUUCGGAUGACUCAGAGAAUGUCACAAUAGAGCUCCAUGAUAUUCCUGGAGGAGAAGAUGCUUUUGAGCUUUGUGCUAAGUUCUGUUAUGGAAUCACAAUUAAUCUGAGUGCCCAUAACUUUGUGCCUGCCUUUUGUGCCGCCAAGUUCCUUAGAAUGACUGAGUCAGUAGAGAAGGGAAACUUUAUUCUCAAACUUGAGGCCUUCUUCAAUUCUUGCAUUCUUGAAGGCUGGAAAGACUCCAUUGUCACACUACAGACCACUGCAAAGUUGCCUGAGUGGUCCGAAAAUCUUGGAAUCAUCAGAAAGUGCAUUGAUUCAAUUGUAGAGAAAAUUCUCACCCCUCCUGCAAAGGUCACUUGGUCCUACACUUAUACUAGACCCGGUUACAACAAAAAACACCAUUCUGUCCCAAAGGAUUGGUGGACAGAAGACAUAUCAGACCUUGACAUAGACAUGUUUCGAUGCAUAAUGACCGCCCUUAGGACUAUAAACAUCCUGCAGCCACAGCUCAUCGGCGAAGCACUUCAUGUCUAUGCCAGUCGUUGGUUACCAGACACCACCAAGGUUAGAGCUCCAGAGAGUUCAGUGUCUCGGGCCGAAGAAUUCGAGGAAAAGAAUCGAAGAGUACUUGAAAUCGUCGUGAGCUUGAUUCCCACAGACAAGGGAUCGGUUUCCGCUGGCUUCUUGAUGAGGCUCCUUAGCACUGCAAACUACCUAGGAGUGUCUCCUGUGACAAAGACAGAAUUGUUGAGGAAAUGUAGUCAACAACUUGAGGAGGCAACAGUUGAAGACAUACUUUUUCCUUCACAAUCAUCCCAGCUCAACCAACACUUCUACGACAUUGAUCUGGUCUUAUCAGUGCUAGAGAGUUUCUUGGUGCUAUGUAAAAGGCAAACCCCUGCCUCUAUAGAAAGCAGCCAAUUUCUGAGGUCACUAAGAAAAGUUGGGAAACUCAUUGAUUCUUAUCUUCAAGUUGUGGCAAGGGAUGUCAAUAUGCCGGUAUUAAAAGUGGUAUCUUUAGCUGAAGCUGUGCCUGAUAUUGCUAGGGAAGACCAUGAUGCGAUUUACAAGGCAAUCAACAUUUAUCUAAAGGACCAUCCUGACCUGAACAAGGCAGAGAAGAAGCGGCUAUGCCGGAUACUGGAUUGCCAAAAACUAUCCCCGGAGGUACGCGCGCACGCCGUGAAAAACGAGCGGCUUCCAUUGAGAACCGUGGUGCAACUUCUCUUCUUUGAGCAAGAGAGAGGUUCCACCACAACGACAAACAACAUCACCAACAAACUGUCAUUCCAAGAGCUCAUUCCCAAAGGGAAACAAGCACCAACCCCAAGAAACGAGCAGGGUAAGCUAAAACUCGGUCCGGAUCACGAGAAACCAAGUGGUACCACGUACGGCACCAAAAGUACUGCUGCUGUUUCCGAAAGCGGCGAAAAAGACAAUCACAAGAUCGUCGUGAAGAGAUCAGAAGGGAAAGUGCCGGUGGAAUUGGAAAGAAAAUCUGGAAGAGGAGAGAUUGAGGAAAUGGAUGCAGAGAAAGGAAGGGAUACUGGGAAGUUGGAGUCUAGGAGGAUGAACUCAAAGGGAAGUAGAUCAGAUCCUGGACGUGACAAAGGCAGAGAGAGAUAGUUAAAUAUCCAUACAUUUAAAGAAAGACCCUCAUAUCGAUUUUCGCAGUUUGAAGCCAUUUUAAUUCUGUAUUUUUUUUUUUUUUUAAUUUACGUUAGAAGAUAUGUUGUUAACUGUUGUAAUUGUAAGCAAGGUUUUAGGGCCGUUCUUCAUUAAACCAUAUUAUUGUUAUAAGUGUCAUCCAUAAAAGGGCUAUUGCCCAUUGGU